Molecule: messenger RNA, 654 nt
Organism: Perkinsus marinus ATCC 50983
Lineage: Eukaryota; Perkinsozoa; Perkinsida; Perkinsidae
Product: serine/arginine regulated nuclear matrix protein, putative
Exons: 7
Coding region: 1-654 (217 amino acids)
Biological process (GO): mRNA processing; regulation of mRNA splicing, via spliceosome
Cellular component (GO): spliceosomal complex
Molecular function (GO): RNA binding
Source: RefSeq, a predicted model, not a curated record
AUGGAAGGUGGAUCUUAUUUUCGAGGGACAGCGUCGGAUCAGGAUCCCUUCUUCAACAAGACUGGAGACCAGAAACUAAUGGCUAAAAUGAAGUUCCCUAAGAGCUUCGAGAAGUCAGUGGAUUUAAAUCGUAUUAACGUGGAUGUUCUACGUCCAUGGAUAACGGAUCGUAUCACUGAUAUCAUUGGUACAGAGGACGAGAUAGUCAUUGAUUAUGCUAUAGAACAGAUCACUGGUACUCCCGAUCAUACAGAGGUUGAUCCUAGGGAGAUGCAGUUGAGUUUAACGGGUUUUCUGCAGCGUGGUGCGGCACCAUUCUGUGAGGAGUUGUGGGAAAUGCUACUCAGUGCGCAAGAUUCCCCAGCGGGAGUACCUGCUCAACUAGUUGAUCGUAAGAAGAGGGAUAUGAUGAGGAAGAAGGAGGAAGCUGAGAAAGUGAAGCGAGAGAUUGAGCAAAGGAAGGCAGCAGCGGCAGCGGUAGUGGCAGCAGCAGCAGCUACGAAGAAGGAGGAAGAGGGCGAUGAGAGCGAAGCUGCAUAUUAUCCUCCUCCACCACCAGGGCCGCUGCUCAUCCCGACUGCUCCAGCAUUCGACACCAGAGGGAUCAGACUCGCCUGUGAGAAGAAGAAGGAGGAGACAGAGGUCUCAGGAUGA